AUGUCCGACAAAGAACAAACAAGUGGAAACACUGACUUGGAAAACACUCUACACCCACAAGACACAGACAACAUCCCAACUCACAACUACUCUCAGGAUUCUCUGGGCAAGAUUUACACCGGCGGUGAUAAUAACCAAUACAUUUACAUUGGUCGUCAAAAAUUCUUGAGAUCUGAUCUUUAUGACGCCUUCGGUGGUACUUUACAACCAGGUUUAGCACCUGCUUCUACUCACAAGUUCGGUAAUCCUGCUCCUUUGGGUCUAUCAGCUUUCGCCCUAACUACUUUUGUCCUUUCCAUGUUUAAUGCCAGAGCUCAAGGUAUUGUGACACCAAAUGUCGUCGUUGGUUUGGCCAUGUUUUAUGGUGGUCUCACACAAUUAAUCGCCGGUAUUUGGGAAAUCGCCUUGGAAAACACUUUUGGUGGUACAGCAUUAUGUUCAUAUGGUGGAUUCUGGUUAAGUUUUGGUGCUAUUUAUAUCCCAUGGUUCGGUAUCUUAGACGCUUACAAGGAAAAGGAAAGUGACUUGUCUAAUGCCCUUGGAUUUUAUCUAUUAGGUUGGUGUAUCUUUACAUUUGGUUUAACCAUUUGUACUUUGAAAUCAACUGUCGCCUUCUUUGCCCUAUUCUUCCUAUUAGCAAUCACUUUCCUACUACUAUGUAUUGGUGAAUUCACUCAUAAGGUUGGUGUAACAAGAGCAGGUGGUGUAUUGGGGGUCAUAGUCGCUUUCAUUGCAUGGUAUAAUGCAUAUGCGGGUGUGGCUACAAAGGAAAACUCUUAUCUAGUGGCACAUCCUUUCCCAUUACCAACAAACGAAAGAACCUUCUUAUAA
Naumovozyma castellii is the source of this 831-nucleotide messenger RNA. It is a transcript of the gene ADY2, whose product is annotated as Ady2p. The record is from RefSeq and is a predicted model, not a curated record. The coding region runs from base 1 to 831 and encodes 276 amino acids. The transcript has a single exon. NCBI's taxonomy places the organism in Eukaryota, Fungi, Ascomycota, Saccharomycetes, Saccharomycetales, Saccharomycetaceae.